AUGGCUCUCCAGCAGACCAUCCCGGCUCUGGGUGAGCCACUGCCGCAAACAGAGAAGCUCUCCCUGCUCUACGGGCCCGUCGACCCGCCCCUUGUCGACCUCACCCUCGGCGAACUGCUCGAUCUACAGUGCCAGCACUACGGCACACAGGAGGCCAUCGUGAUCCCCUGGACGGGCGCGCGGUGGACCUACAAUGAGCUCAACCACCAGAGCCGGCUGCUGGCGCGGUCGCUACUGUCGAUGGGCAUCAGCCCCGGUGACCGCGUCGGCAUCAUGGCAGGCAACUGCGAGCAAUACGCCGCCGUCUUCUUCGCCGUGGCCCGGCUCGGCGCCAUCCUCGUGAUCCUCAACAACACCUACACGCCCACCGAGGCGCAGUACGCGCUCCGCUUCUCCGAGUGCAAGGUGCUCUUCACGACCAAGCAGAUCGGCCGCCUCGACAACACUCGCUUGCUCAUGGAGCUGGCCGGCCAGCCUCCGUCGCCCAAGGUCGUCAUCAUCCGCGGCGACUCGACCGGCUACGAGACAUACGACGACCUGAUUGCCAGCAGCACCAAAGAAGACCCUUGCAAGCUCGCCCGCGUCGAGUCUCGCGUUCUGCCGUACAGUGUAGUGAACCUGCAAUUCACGAGCGGUACAACUGGUCUUCCCAAGGCCGCCAUGUUGACACACCACAACCUCGUCAACAACUCCCGCUUCAUCGGCGACCGCAUGCGCCUCGGCCCAGACGACGUCCUCUGCUGCCCGCCGCCGCUCUUCCACUGCUUCGGCCUCGUCCUCGGCCUACUCGCCUGCGUGACCCACGGCUCCAAGGUCGUCUACCCGGCCGAGGUGUUCGACACGCGCGCGACGCUGCGCGCCGUCGUCGACGAGCGCUGCACGGCGCUGCACGGCGUCCCGGCCAUGUUCGACAGCCUGCUCGCGCUGCCCGAGGCCGCGGGGCUCGACGCCGCGCGCCUGCGCCUGCGGACGGGCAUCGUCGCGGGCGCGCCCGUGCCGCGCUGGCUCAUGGAGCUCAUGGUGUCGCGGCUCGGCAUGCGCGAGUUCACGUCGAGCUACGGGCUCACCGAGGCGAGCCCGACGUGCUUCAACGCCUUUACGGACGACGCCGUGCAGCGGCGCCUGACGACGGUGGGCACGCUGAUGCCGCACGCGCAGGCCAAGAUCGUCGACCGCGAGGGGCGGAUCGUGCCCGUCGGCGAGAAGGGCGAGCUGUGCAUCGGCGGGUACCAGCUGCAGGCCGGCUACUGGAACAACUCGGAGAAGACGGCCGAGGUAAUGGUGCGCGACGAACACGGGCAGCUGUGGCUGCACACAGGCGACGAGGCCGUGUUUGACCACGAGGGGUACUGCAGUAUCACUGGGCGGUUCAAGGAUAUCAUCAUUCGAGGCGGCGAGAAUAUCUAUCCUCUCGAGAUCGAAGAGCGACUCGUCGCGCACCCGGCCGUCGCCACCGCCGUCGUGGUUGGCCUCAAGGACCAUCACUACGGCGAAGUUGUCGGCGCGUUCCUCGGUCCGGCGCCGGACCAGGGCAACGCAUCGCUGCCCUCGGACGCCGAGAUGCGCGAGUGGGUGAUGCGGCAGCUCGGCAAGCACAAGUCGCCGACACACAUCUUCUGGCUGGGCCGCGACGGCGUGCCGGCCGACGUGCCGCUGACGGGCAGCGGCAAGGUGCGCAAGUUUGAGAUGGCCCAGCUGGGCGACAAGAUCCUCGCCGAGAGGGCUGGCAGGGCCAAGUUCGAGUAA
Molecule: messenger RNA, 1746 nt
Organism: Thyridium curvatum
Lineage: Eukaryota; Fungi; Ascomycota; Sordariomycetes; Thyridiales; Thyridiaceae
Exons: 4
Coding region: 1-1746 (581 amino acids)
Biological process (GO): fatty acid metabolic process
Molecular function (GO): medium-chain fatty acid-CoA ligase activity
Source: RefSeq, a predicted model, not a curated record